AUGAUUAUUGAUAUUCAUUUAGAAGUCUUAGACGAAUGUCAAAAAGGGGACACCAAACUGGUUCAGGAAGACUUUUUUGAAAUUUUGGUUCAAGAAUUCAUGGGAAGCAAAUUUAUAAAAGAAGAAAAUAUUCCUAAGGAACAAGUUUCUAUGGUUGAUGUUCCUAAGGAACAUGUUCUAUGUUCAGAUUCCGGGUUUCUGGAAGGAAGACUUUCUUCCUAUAGAAGUUGUUCCUGA
Messenger RNA from Plasmodium coatneyi, 237 nucleotides. RefSeq names its product SICA antigen. The transcript has a single exon. NCBI's taxonomy places the organism in Eukaryota, Apicomplexa, Aconoidasida, Haemosporida, Plasmodiidae. The coding region runs from base 1 to 237 and encodes 78 amino acids. The record is from RefSeq and is a predicted model, not a curated record.